Molecule: messenger RNA, 2202 nt
Organism: Scleropages formosus (Asian bonytongue)
Lineage: Eukaryota; Metazoa; Chordata; Actinopteri; Osteoglossiformes; Osteoglossidae
Gene: fam177a1a
Product: family with sequence similarity 177 member A1
Exons: 5
Coding region: 55-711 (218 amino acids)
Source: RefSeq, a predicted model, not a curated record
GUUAACAGUCAGACCAAGACGUCAUUUCCGUGUGUCUCGCGGACGCACGAACGGAUGCAGGAUCACGUGAGGCGCGCGGUUAGAAGGAAGAUGGCGGAAUUGUCGCUGUACCUCAGCAACGUUUCCGUGUCCCUGGCGUCGAACAUGGAUGUGGAAAAGACCACCGGGAGGGAUUUUGAAAGCGUGGAGCUCGGAGAUCAGGUAAAGAAGCGGCAAAAGUUGCCCCGCAGGACUAUCCACUUUGCCAGUGGAGAAAUCAUGGAGGAGUACAGCACAGAUGAUGAGGAGGAUGAGGAGGAGGAGGAGAAGGUGCAGAAGAGGGAUCUGACUGCUGCAGUGGACCCUUCAAAGAUGACCUGGGGGCCAUUCUUUUGGUUUUAUAUGUGGAGAGUUGCCACAUCCACCUUAUCAGUUUGCGACUAUCUGGGAGAGAGAAUGGCCUCAUUGUUUGGCAUCACAUCCCCAAAGUACCAGUAUGCUAUUGAUGAGUACUACAGGGUGAAGAAAGAGGAAGAAGAAGAGGAGGAGGAGAACAAAUUGUCAGAGGAAGCAGAGCGCCACUUUCAGGAGCAGCAGACUGCAGAGAGGAAGCAGGCAAUGACUGAGCAGCCAGAGGGAUCUGCCUCUUUUGUCAACGUCACCUUUGAGUCAGAAGAAGAGCCCAAGGCUUCACUGGACACCAGCAGAGUCCCAGCACCCCUCCCCUCCUAAUCAGCCAUUAAAAAUAGGUCCUACUUUCUACAUUUUCUCCAUGUUUGUUAGAUUGGUGAUGGUUCAGUGGUUGCUUUCUGUAACAAGAAAAUUUACACAUUCAGACAUGGCAAAAAAAUGGUCAGGAUCAAAGGCAUGUUUGCAACUGACCCUCUUGUGCUAAUCCCAGGGAUUCACCUGGAUUAGCUGACCAGUCUAGGUUCCACAAAGUCUCCUGAUCAUAUUUUUACUCUGGUGGCCUUUACACAGAGCACCUGAAACUGUUACAUGGGAAUAAGGCCUGUCUACUUUGUGGUAGAGAAUGAUGGAUGUUCAAAGGCUUGCUAUAUUGGUGUAAAUUAUUUACUGGAUGCCUUUUUAGUGUGUCACAGAAACAGAAUGUAUAGAAAAAUGUACCCCAUUGAUAAAACAGGUUUUUAUUUUGCUUAGGACUUAGUGUUUCACUGGUCAGUUAAGAAUGGUCUGUAUCAUUUACAUCUUAGUUGGGAACCAUAAUUUGGCCUAAAAUGCAUCAGUUUCUAUCUGAAUUUAGUAUUCAGUGGUGAACUGAUAAUUCAUAAUGAUUCUUCAUACAACUGACACUUCUAGAUUCAGCUCUAAAUCCAGUAUUAUGUGUAAUGGUAUACAGUGAGGGCUAACCUUUUGCCUCUCAAAUACUGGAAACCCCUGGAAACUCGAUUAGUAUGUCGUUGUUUAUGAAAUGUUUUGGACAGACCUCCCUACGGGACCUCAUUCUCCCUGUACUGUGGUUCUAGCAUACCUCUCAAUGUCCUGAGGGACAACUGUCAGAACUGACAAGAAAUUGACUUGCAUCCACUGAAAAGAAUAGACCUGCACACAAAAUAUUAACCUUGCUUCUCAGGGUGAGCUCCCUAUCUAUAUCAUACUCAUACAUCUAUCCAGUCCAGUAGGUGGAGCAGCGAGGCUCAACCAAGACUUUCUUUAGAAAGGGAACAUGUUGACAAACUUAAAACAUUGUUCUUAUCACAUUGUUUUCUUUCCCAAUUUUUUAAUGGGAUCAUGUAUUUUGUUUUGUUUUCUAUAUAAACUUGUUUAAAUAGUCUUUAUUUUGUUAAAUAGCUAUACUUCAGGGAUUUAUGCUAAGGAUGAUGGAGUACUCUUGUAAUUUAUACUUUAUACUAUGACAGUGAACUGCAGAAAUAAAUCUUUGUUUUAAAAGAAUGUAUUAAUGAAAAACUAAGGGAUGAGACUGAGGUUAUUGUACUUUGGACAUAUGGCAAUGGACUUGUGAAAAAACUAAAGCUUGGGAAAGUAUAAGGAAAAAUUAGGGGAUUACCAUCAGCCAAUUGCAUGGAUUCAGUCACACUGACAAUGGACAACACCUUUCAACAUUACAACAAGUAAAGGACAGGUUUUUGGAAGCACUCUUGAUAUGGUUGCCAAGAGUCAACAUUGCCUUGAUGACACAAUGUUUUUAAUAAUUUGGGAAACGUAUAUUGAAUACAGUUUAAUAAAUGAACAAUAAUUACA